UUAUUUUCUCUCUUGCGAAAUUUCCCAUGACUGCUUCCUCAGGCUGAUCAUCAGCCAAUCAGAAACAACAUCCCUCCAGCAACCGCCCUCACUGAGACAACAUGGCUAAAGGUGGUGGGAAAGGCCCUAAGGGCAAAAAGAUCACCCUCAAUGUGGCCAAGAAUUGCAUCAAGAUCACGUUCGAUGGGAGGAAGCGCUUGGACCUGAGCAAGCUGGGAAUCACCACCUUCCCAAAAUGCAUCCUGAGACUCAAUGACGUGGAUGAGCUUGACUUGAGCCGGAACCUCAUCAGAAAGAUCCCUGACUCCAUCUCCAAGUUCCAGAAUCUGCGAUGGCUGGACCUUCACAGCAACUACAUUGACAAGCUGCCCGAGUCUAUUGGCCAGAUGACUACCCUGCUCUACCUGAAUGUCAGCAACAACAAGCUCACCACCAACGGGCUGCCCGUUGAGCUGAACCAGCUCAAGAACCUCCGGACUGUGAACCUGGGUCUCAACCAUUUGGACAGCGUGCCCACCACCCUGGGGGCACUGAAGGACCUCCACGAGGUCGGGCUCCAUGACAACCUGCUGAGCACCAUCCCCCCCAACAUCUUCAAGCUGCCCAAGCUGAAGAAGCUCAACACCAAGCGGAACCCCUUCCCCAAGACAGAUGACCUGGAUGCCUUUGUGGACACCAUCAAGAGGCUGGAGAACUUGUACCUGGUGGAGGAGAAGGACCUCUGUGCUAACUGCCUGCGCAAAUGCCAAGUGGCCCGGGAGAAGCUGACCAAAAUCAAGAGCACAGCUGCGUCGGCACCCAGAAAGCCAGUCUUUUCCAAUUUGGUCUCACCCAAUUCCACGGCCAAGGAGGCCCAGGAAGACUGGAGGUGACCUGGGUCCCUAUGCUGAGGCAGGAGGGGGAGGAGGAAGGAAGGGGAGAGUGAGCGGAAUUCAUAGGAAAGGGCAAGCUCCUCUGUCACUGCAGUUGCUUUUCCAUCCAAGCUCAUAAAACACCUUU
Perognathus longimembris pacificus (Pacific pocket mouse) is the source of this 999-nucleotide messenger RNA. RefSeq names its product leucine rich repeat containing 18 (gene Lrrc18). The transcript has a single exon. Gene Ontology annotation, molecular function: protein binding. Bases 102 to 872 code for a protein of 256 amino acids. Lineage: Eukaryota; Metazoa; Chordata; Mammalia; Rodentia; Heteromyidae. The record is from RefSeq and is a predicted model, not a curated record.